AUUGAAACUGAAUCUGCUAUACAGAAAGCUGUAGAGUGCUCACAAUAUGGAAUCCUUGUAGAUAAGUCAACUUAUGGAAAGAAUAAAUAUUUUGUAAUCUGUAUUAUGUUUUGGGAUCAUAAAAAAAAUAUACUGUCAGUUAUUGUAACCAAUCUUGAAGAUUUGUAUAAAUGUACUGGUCAAUCAGUUGCGGAUAGUAUUCUUAAAACAAUUACAAAUCAUG
Messenger RNA from Racocetra persica, 223 nucleotides. NCBI's taxonomy places the organism in Eukaryota, Fungi, Glomeromycota, Glomeromycetes, Diversisporales, Gigasporaceae. The record is from the annotation of a GenBank genome assembly.